AUGCCUAUUGGGGAUGUUGAGGGGUUGAAAAAGCUUCUUCUAUUGCCGGAUGCUGAUGUCAACGAAAAGGACGAUGAGCACGGCGAAACGGCUGUAUCAUGGGCUGCAGAGUAUGGAUAUGACGAAACUUUUGAUCUUUUGCUUCAACAUUCUGCAGAUAUUCGUAUUCGGGACAAUUAUGACGGAACUCCAUUGUCAUGGGCUGCGAGAAAUGGACACACCGUCAUCGUGAAAAGGUUGCUUGAAAAAGGCGCCAACGCACCUGAGCCAAAAGAUCAGACCAACAGAACGCCACUCUCUUUGGCUGCACAGGAGGGCCAUUGCGACAUCAUGAAGCUUUUAUUCGACUAUCAUUCUGAAAUUGAUUCUAUGGAUUCUUCUCGUCAAACACCACUCUUUUUUGCAGCAAAGAACGGACACAAAAACGCGGUCAAGCUUUUAAUCGACAAAACUGCCAACGCGAAUUUGAUGGAUGCAAAUGGCCAAACGCCACUCUUUGUUGCAGCAGAAGCGGGUCAAAGGAGCAUAUUGAGCUUUCUGUUGACAAGUCAAGACUUAGAUCCGGACACCAAGAACGAGCAGGGUCGAACUCCACUUUCUUUGGCUGCGGGGAAUGGGCACGAAAGUGUGGCUGAGUUUCUACUUUCUGAUGAUCCGCGUACAAAGGUAUCAGCAGGUCGGGCCGUAUUUGUUGACUCUAGGGAUAAUACUGGUAGAAGCUCUCUUUUAUGGGCUGCAGGAAAUGGCCGUUUGAGUGUUGUACAUCUUCUGGUAUACAAAGGAGCCAAUUACAAUGCCAAAACCGACGAUGGCUCGAAGAUAUUGGACUUCGUAGAUGAGGCCAUAGAUACGGCACAACAAAAAAUUGAGGAAGAAGGGGAAGACAAGAUUAGCGCACUGCUGGAGAUCAAACUGUUUUUCAAUGAACUGCAUCCGAAACUGCAAAAAGAGUUGCAGAAGGAAACUGACUAUGCCGAUAGGGGAUAUUCAGCAAUUAUUAUGCACUGCCUUAAAGAUAAGAUGAGGAUAAAACCCCUUGAAAGGUAUCAUAUUACGACAAUGCUGGAAGGGGGACCAAUUCGGAAAGCAAAAUCUAGCAAGGGGUCUUCGUGCAUAUGGUUUCACCUCCCAGCAAAUAACACUCUUAUGGCAAAACUUUAUGAGGGCAACAACAAUUCGGAAGAGGACAACGUGAUUCUUGAGAGUGACAAUUGGACACUGUUGCAGCAUCAUGCUCCAGAAGGGAUGCCGCACGCAAGAUAUAUGAAUCCAACCUGCAAGAUUCUUCCACUGCGAUAG
This is a messenger RNA of Lachnellula hyalina, 1299 nucleotides long. RefSeq names its product Ankyrin repeat domain-containing protein. Lineage: Eukaryota; Fungi; Ascomycota; Leotiomycetes; Helotiales; Lachnaceae. Gene Ontology annotation, molecular function: protein binding. The record is from RefSeq and is a predicted model, not a curated record. The transcript has 2 exons. The coding region runs from base 1 to 1299 and encodes 432 amino acids.